Messenger RNA from Lottia gigantea (owl limpet), 846 nucleotides. RefSeq lists its product as hypothetical. NCBI's taxonomy places the organism in Eukaryota, Metazoa, Mollusca, Gastropoda, Lottiidae. Bases 1 to 846 code for a protein of 281 amino acids. The record is from RefSeq and is a predicted model, not a curated record. The transcript has 4 exons.
AUGUUUGUUUUAUUUUUUAUUAUUUGGUUUGUGAAUUGGCCGGUUGAAAGACACCAACUUGCCUCAACAUUGCUUUCGCUUAAAGGCUUAGAUAACAAAUUUCAUGACUUCGAGGAAUGUAUUGUUGAAUUGCCAGGUGAUGUUCAAAAAUAUUUUAGACCCCCAGUGACUUGUGAAUUUUGCCAAAAUGUGACUCAUAUUCCGAGAGUUUCUGGGAUAACUCCAAAUGAGUUCGAGGAAAAUUAUGCGUAUUCAGGGCACCCCAUUGUAGUGGUGGAUGCCACAAAAACAUGGACUGCAAUGAAUGUUUAUAAUUUUAAAUUCUUUCAAGAUGUUCAUAAAAAUGUGACUGAGGAAAAUGAAGGGAAACAAAGGACAUCCUGUCAAUUUUUUCCGUAUAAAACCAAAUUUCAAGGAUUAGAAGAUGUGUUUAAUAUGUCUGUUGAAAAAGCCUACAUGAAAGAUGGUUCCCCCCCUUGGUAUAUUGGAUGGAAAAAUUGUGACUACACAGUUGGUAGUAUUCUAAGAAAACAUUAUUCCAGGCCGUAUUUUUUGCCAGUUCUGGCUGAAUCAAGUAAAACUGACUGGAUAUUUAUGGGAAGUCCUGGGUAUGGGGCUCACUUACAUAUUGAUAAUGUUGGAAAUCCUUCAUGGCAAGCUCAGAUAACUGGUAAUAAAAGAUGGAUACUAGAGCCCCCUCCAGAAUGUUACUAUACUUGUACACCUCAUAUGGAAAUAGUUGUUAAACCUGGAGAAAUCAUGGUAUUAGAUGCUAAUAUGUGGUAUCAUCAAACCAUUAUAGAAGGAGAUGAAAUAGCCAUUGCUAUAGGCUCAGAAUAUGACUAA